Molecule: messenger RNA, 2432 nt
Organism: Trichogramma pretiosum
Lineage: Eukaryota; Metazoa; Arthropoda; Insecta; Hymenoptera; Trichogrammatidae
Product: SET and MYND domain-containing protein 4-like
Exons: 5
Coding region: 295-2220 (641 amino acids)
Molecular function (GO): protein binding
Source: RefSeq, a predicted model, not a curated record
AAUUUUGCGUUAGUUCACUUUCCUUUGUAAACAUCGAUCUAUUGUGUAAAGUGUUUUCAAAACAAAAUUCAGAAAUAAGAGAUUUAAGAUGCCAAUUUUAAAAUUUCACUAAAAGUAUCGAGUCUGCUUUGAAAAAUACUCUCACAGAGAUUCGUCAUAAUUCAUUAAUUCUGCCAUAAAGAAUAAUUCUUUAUUGAAAAGUUUUCCUAAGUUAAAAAUAAAAAACAUUUUGUUCUAGACAAUAUUAGUUACUUGGAAAUUAUAAUAUAUACGCAUACAAAAUACUAUAUCAAAAUGGAAAAGUUAAAAAAUACUUUGUGCGAAAGAAUAAAAAAUCAAGAACAAGUUAAAGAAAUGUCAGUGAAUUUUGAAUCUAUGAAAAGCGACGAGUUGAGAGUUUCUAUGGUAAUGUCUAUGUGCCUUAUUUUUGAUAUCACACCAUAUUGUGCAUUAAUUCAAAAAAAUAAAAGUAACGUCUGUACGGGCAUCCAUGAACUAAAUGACUAUAAAAGUAAAGAAUUCAAAAAUGAAGCAACCAGACUUUUUAGUAAACAAAAUAAAAGUUAUGAAGAAGUAUGGAAAUCGUGGAUAUUAUACAACAAAGCUAUCGCACAUUCUCCAAAGGAUUCCAAAAAUUUAGCAUUAAGUUAUGCUUAUAGAUCAUCGUUAUUUUAUUCUCAAAAAAAAUUUGAAGAAUGUUUGACAGAUGUUGAUCGUGCCCUAAAACUUAUUGAAUGUACUGAUAAAAUAAUAGGAAAAUUAUUAUGCAAAAGAUUGGAAUGUGGGUUGUUUUUGGGUAAAACCCCAAUAGUAAUUGAAUCAAUUGAGAAAAUGAAAAGUUGGGUUGAUAUUGCUAAAUUACCCGGUGAAGAGGUAAGAAGAUACUCAGAGAAAAUAAAAAAAACUGAAAAAGAUUUUCAUACAUUUCCUAAUAAAUAUUCACCCAAUGAUAAUAAAAUUGAGGAGAAAAAAACUCCAGAUUUUCCAAGAAAUAAAUCAAUUCCAUGUGCCUCUUCUGCAAUUAGUUUAAAGUAUGAUGACAUUUUUGGAAGAUACGUAGUGGCCAAUCGCAGAAUUUAUCCAGGUGAAGUUAUAGCGGUUGAAAAGAGUUAUUGUGCAGUUCUCUCUGAAGAAAGUGCUUUCACUCACUGUUCUCAUUGUCUUCAAUUUUGUUGGAGCUUGAUUCCCUGUGAAUACUGUGUAAAUACAAUGUAUUGCUCAGAAAAAUGUAAGGAAGAAUCUUGGGUACAAUAUCAUGACAUCUUAUGCUCUGAAUUUCAUUGUUAUAAAAAAUUAGGUAUAUCUAAUUUGGUUUUGUUGAGUUUCAAAGCAGUUAUUAAAGCUAUGAGACAAGCUGGAAGCAUAGAGAAAUUAAAAUUAGAAAUUGAAAAAACAGAUAGUCUAGAUCCACUAAAGAAAGGAUUUAGUCAAGAUGGAAUCUUCAAUAGUGAAAGUUAUGCAACUUUUUACCAACUUACUACAAACACUCAUAAACGAGAAGUACAAGAUCUCUUUGAAAAAGCAUUUGUCACCAGCCAAAUUAUAUUUCAUGCUUGUGUUUGUACUGAACUGUUUGGAAAAAGAUUCAGCCCAUCCUGGAAAGAGAUAAAUGAUGAUUCGAAUGUUCUUUUUUUUGGAGGUUUAAUUUUGCGCAAUAUGCAACUGAUAGAAUCCAAUGCUCAUAGUCAUUCUGAAGAACGUCAAUCAAUACCUCAUGUAAUUGGUCAUGAUAUUUUGCCAUUUUUAAGUUUAUUCAAUCACAGCUGUAAUCCAAAUGUAUCAAGAGUCUCUUCAAAAGAUGGUACAAUUUCAUUUGCAAUACUUCCAAUUGAAGAAGGUGAACAGCUCUUUGAUCAAUACAGUUGUAUUCACUCUAUGCAAACAAAGGAAGAGAGAACGUCUGUACUAAAACAGUAUCAUUUUGAUUGCCAGUGUUCUGCAUGUCUGAAUGAUUGGCCAUUGUAUAAAAAUUUAAAAAGUAUUAAAGAUCUAUCUCCGGAUGUUGACAGCAUUAUGCAGCAGAAUUUGAAUGAUUUGCUAGAAAUUUGCAACUUUGUCCGCAGCGAAGAAUUUCAUGACAAACCUGAUUUGAUUACAAAAGUUGCAAGAAUUAUUGAUUACCUUGCACAAAAAGUUUCUAUGCCUUGCUCAGAAAUAUGUGUUGCUGUUGAAACUUUAAAACAAUUGUUCUUAAUUAAUCAUGGGGCUAAAUGGUCUUAAAUUCUCAAUUUUUCUUUUGUAAUAACCCAAAUGAGAGAGAGAGAGAUGAAUGGGAAUGAAUUAUUGAAAAAUAUUUAGUUCUCCAUUUUUGCAUAUACUUUUGUAUUAAGAGUAACUAUUUAAUAAGUAUGUUUAUUAUUUUCACAAUAAGCAUUUGAAUGUACUAAUAUUCCAUGAGAUAUAUUUCAAAUAAAAUGUUCUUUUCCAUUGCA